Messenger RNA from Chanos chanos (milkfish), 2484 nucleotides. RefSeq names its product nuclear factor of kappa light polypeptide gene enhancer in B-cells inhibitor, beta (gene nfkbib). Bases 332 to 1528 code for a protein of 398 amino acids. NCBI's taxonomy places the organism in Eukaryota, Metazoa, Chordata, Actinopteri, Gonorynchiformes, Chanidae. Gene Ontology annotation, biological process: toll-like receptor 4 signaling pathway; cellular response to tumor necrosis factor. The record is from RefSeq and is a predicted model, not a curated record. Gene Ontology annotation, cellular component: cytosol. Gene Ontology annotation, molecular function: NF-kappaB binding. The transcript is spliced from 6 exons.
AGCCACUGGGAAUUCCCCUGGAAAACACCUAGCGCCAGGCAGCCUUUUCUGGAAGCAAACUAGAUACGAACUAACCGUUUGCUCGGUAAGUAGUUUUGGUUUUAGAAUGAUUUCGGAAUGGAGGAGUUUGGUUGCUAGUGCGGCAGCGCCUUGCGCUGUUGUGUCGGCAUUUGUCCAAGAAAAGGGCCUUUUGCUCCGCUAGGACAACAGCACUGCCAGCCCGACUCUAGCCCAUCAGCUCAACUUAUCAGGUAGCUAGUGGGGCUAACAGUCAAAUAUAACGUGUAGUACUCAAAACUGGCUUAAUAAAAAGCAACAAAGCUGUUUCUAAAUGGCGGGGACACAAAGGCAGACGGCACCAGAUUUUGAGUGUGAUUCUCGAAAGCAGAACGCACGGCCUGGAUUCAGUUUUGGGCCGGAGAAACGCGAUGGUACGGAUGCAGUUUCAGAGGACUGGUGCGAUAGUGGACUGGACUCUCUCGGUGGCGUAGCCCUCGGUGUCAGUACCACUGACGGCACUGACGCCGCACACUGGCAGUCUGAAACAGAGUGGAUCCCUGACCCAGAGUCAAACGGCUCUGAAAAUUGUGUAUCCGUUGGAGGUGGGGACAGGCUCGACUCAGCUAUCGGAGAGUCCAUUACUGAUGAGACGGUUGGGAGGCUUUCGGCCGGGAUCGGAACCAUAAUUCUGAGCGAACCAGUCGGCCCUAACGCCACGGAAAGUGGUCAAACUGGGAGGGUCGGAGCGACGAGUCGGGAGGAGGAACGCCAGCGAAGAGAAGAGUUGUUCAAUACUCUCAACUUUCUAUCGGAGGACGGUGACACCGCUCUCCACUUGGCCCUGAUUCACGAGCAAUGGGGCUUUGUAGACUAUCUCCUCAGUGUCAUUGCCUUGGACCCCAGCUGGACCCAGUACCUGGACAUCCAGAAUGAUUUGGGCCAGACGGCAUUACAUCUGGCAGUGAUAGUGGAUCAGUGGGAGUGUGUGCGGGGGCUCCUGUGGGGAGGUGCGAACGCUGAGCUUCAGGAAAGAGGAGGCAACACUCCUCUCCACCUUGCUGUGCGUGAACAGCGAGUGGAGUGUGUGAGAGAGUUGACUGCCUGUCCACGGACCCCUCAAGACCACAUGCAUGUCACCAACUUCUCAGGAGUCACGGCGCUCCAUUUGGCUGUACAGAAGGGGAAUUAUGACAUCAUUGGUAUGCUGCUGAAAGCUGGAGCAGAUGUGAAUCAGAGAGACUUGAGUUCGGGGCGUUCUCCUCUGCACUGGGCAGUGGAGUCUCAGAAACCUGCUGUAGUCGAGCUGUUGCUAUGGGCUGGGGCCAUGGUUGACCAGCGGAGUUACGCUGGACACACUCCACUUUACUGCGCCAUCCACAGGCCAAACAAAGAUGUCCAGGAACUGCUGCGUGCUGGAGGGGCAACACACUCACCUGAGGAUGAGGAGGACGAUGAGGAAGAGGACGAACGAGAGAGCGAAGAGGAGGAGUUUGAUGAUGUCAUCAUCAAUGGACAACGAGUGCUGUAACUAUGCAGAUGAAUGCUGAUCAACAGUGGCCCUCAUGACUGGGUUUGGGUGGAGAGGGAGGAAAGUGUGUGUUUGUAAAUUUGCUUUAAGACACAGUAGAAUCCUGUUGUGAAUUUGGAUUGGGGAGACACUGUACAAAACUGGUUCAGCAAUUAUUUUUGUCGUUUUUUUUUUUUCCUUUUGUUUUUCGUUUGCUGACUGUCUAACCUCUGAUUUUAUCCUGCUGUGGAGCAAUGUCCUUUGUGAUUAAAAAAAAGUAAGAAAAACAGUCAUCAUAGAAGACAUUUUUGUGAAGGGGGCUGAAAUCAGUAGACAGUCAAUAGGAUAUUACUUAACAUGGCAACAGAGGUGCAGGGUAACAUAGCAUAAUCAUUUUUAUCACAUCAUUUCCCACAAGGCCCUUGUGCUACUAAACAACAUAGAGAAUAUUAAAAUAUACCUGUCAAAUAUACCUGAAAUUGUCAGCAUUGGCAAGACACCUGAAAAGUCAUGGCCUUGCCAAUAGUACUCCCUGUUGCUAUUAUACAAACCUUGUUUCCCUGAGUGUAAGUGAAUGAUGACACAUAAUGGAAGGGCUUCUUUAGCAGUGUUUGAUGUCUGAGGGGUAAAUGAAGGUGUGAUGAGGGGAUGUGGUGUAUGUGAAUAAAGAGAAAAGAUCAUGUGAUGAAUGCAUGCUUAGAGAGAAAGGAUGAGAGAGAGAGAGAGAGACAGGGAAUAGGACAAAUAGGGGAUGUAAUGGUACUUUUUUUUUUUUAAGAGGCGAUGCUGUGUGAAUUGUAGAUGAUUACUUGUACUCUAGCAAACUGAUAUAAGCCUCUGUGGACGUUUAUGCAUUUUUCUGUAUUUUUAUUUGUAUCUCUGUCUUUUUAAAUGUAAAGUGGAGGAGAAGGCCAAAUUUGAUGAAGACCUUCCUGUGAUACCAGAAAACUGGUAAAAUAAAUGAAAGCUCAUGAAAA